This is a messenger RNA of Argiope bruennichi, 2290 nucleotides long. Its product is annotated as transcription factor Jun-like. Bases 186 to 1094 code for a protein of 302 amino acids. Gene Ontology annotation, molecular function: transcription factor binding; DNA-binding transcription factor activity, RNA polymerase II-specific; RNA polymerase II cis-regulatory region sequence-specific DNA binding. Gene Ontology annotation, cellular component: transcription regulator complex. The record is from RefSeq and is a predicted model, not a curated record. Lineage: Eukaryota; Metazoa; Arthropoda; Arachnida; Araneae; Araneidae. The transcript has a single exon. Gene Ontology annotation, biological process: regulation of transcription by RNA polymerase II; regulation of cell cycle; regulation of cell population proliferation.
CGCUGUGGUCCUUUAGUGCUAGUGUCGACAGAACCGUGUGCUUGUGCUAGUCGUGCGGUGCUGUGAUCGUUCCCCGUUUUGAUUACUUCUCUCUUUCUAUUGUUUUGAUCGGUCAGUGCCGGCAAGGCAAACGGUCAACUACGGCGUCGUGCGUGCUUCAAACGCAUUCUUCCCAAUGUCAAGGGAUGGACACUACUUUUUAUGAAGAUUCUCGUUUUCGUGCUAAAGAAGAAAUGAUGAUGAAGAGACCUAUGACAUUGGACUUGGGCGCUAAGAGCCCCAAAAGACAUAAAGUCAAUCAUUUACUUACAUCUCCUGAUCUGAACAUGCUAAAGCUGGGUUCUCCGGAAUUAGAAAAGCUGAUCAUGGCCCAGCAUUCCAGCCUAGUCGGUUCAACGCAAAAUCAGUGCAUGUAUCCCACCAAAGCAGAAGAGCGGGAACAGCAAUAUUCCAGAGAUUUCACCGAUGCCUUAAACACUCUACAACAUGUGACGUCCACCAAUAAUCUCAAUGUGGCCUUAUAUCAACAACCUCAGCAGCAAUCCAUCCAUACUGAUAUGAAUUUAGUAAAUGUAAGCAAUGCGUCUAACAAUCCCAGUUGCAACAUCAUGCCUCCUUCCUCCAUACCUUGCUCCACUAAUAUGGUGGAUUCGUAUGAAUAUCAACAGCCUCUCUCCUCCAUCAACAUGAAUUGCAAUCCCAUGGUGUCGUCCACAAUGAAUUCAAACUGUUAUGCCUCUAAUGGCUACUACAGCCAUGAGCCUAUCGUCUCCAUCAAAGAGGAGCCGCAGACCGUCCCUUGUAUGGGAGGUACACCCCCGCAGUCACCCAUCGACAUGGAAGACCAGGAGAGGCUCAAAUUGGAGAGGAAGAGGCUGAGGAAUCGCAUCGCGGCCAGCAAGUGCAGGCGGAGGAAGCUGGAACGAAUCGCCAGGCUCGAAGACAAAGUCGCGCACCUCAAAAGUGAAAACGCUGAACUCGUGAAUAAUGUGACAAGGCUACGUGAAUGUGUCUGUCAUUUGAAACAGCAAGUGUUGGACCAUGUGCGAAAUGGCUGUGAAAUUGUAUUUUCCCCUUAUGUUGCGGAGUUGUGAGUCGUAAUUGGAAUUGUAAGUAAAUAAUUAUGUGAUUUUUUUUAUAUAUUUUUCUUAUAAGAGAUGUGAUGUUUAUAAAUAAGACAUAGACCACCUUUCUUUUGUAUUUAUAAAAACCAUUUGCGAACCUGUGUUUUGAAGAAUGAUUGCUUAGUUCUCAUUUUCUACUGUAUCUUGACAUUUGGUUUGAUCAUUACUGAAUAAGGAUGAAAAAAUAUUUUUGAGUCAAAUCUAGGUUCUCUUAAAAUCAAUCCAUAUUUUACCUUGUUUAUUUUGUAUUGAUUAUAAUAUCGUUAGAAGAGUGAACAUUUAAAGUGUGCCAGUUUAUAUACAAACAAAUCCUUUGUUGCCCAGCUAUGAAAAUUAAAAAUUUUAUGCAUGGCAGUCCAUAUGUUUGUAACAUAUCUAUCCAAUCUUAUAAUAUUCAUAUGAAAAUGUAAUAAUAUUUUGUAAAAUUUGACUAAGUAUUGAGUAGAUAUUUGCAAACUGUUUUAACAUCUAAAUAUGAAACUUCCAAUUGCGGUAAUUCGUUAUCAAGACUGUUAAUUUAUUUAAUUGCGGGUUUCAUUACUUUUUAGAUGUGAUACUGAUAAAAUAUAUUUCAGAAAAGGAAUAUCUUGUAAUAAUUUACGUGUUAGCGAGAUUUUUCUUUUUUAGUUAAGUUAAAAGUUUGUGUAUAAUAGAUGAAUAAAUUAAUUCAUAUUGUCUCUUUGUAAUUGAAGGCUUCAAAAUAGAUUAUUCGUACUGAACAGAGACCUUAAUACAAAAAAUAUUUUAAGGAAUAUUACUGUGAUUGUGUAGAUCUGUAAACACUAUUUUUAGAAACUAUAAACAUAUUUUUCUAAUAAUUUUUAGAAAUGUAUAUAAACAUAUAUCUGUCUAUUCCAUCCACAGUAACUUAUUCUUCCAAUGUAAUUGUGAAAGUAUACCAGAAAGUGAAAAAUGUAUGAUGUAAUUAAUCAAGAAAUUUAUAGAAUUACAAAACAGAAUGCAAUAAUUGUAAAAAUUAUUAAAAUAUGUGAAUGAGAAGUUAUAUGAAUGCCUUUUAUACCUCUAGAAAUCAGAAUGUGUAUUAUAGAAACAAAAUUAUAUUAUUAAAAAAGAUUAGAUUAUUAAAAAAUUCUUAAUUAUGUGUUUUGUAGAUAUCAAUAUGCCAAGAUUAUCAAUUCUAUUUCUUGUAUAAUUACAGUGUACCU